Malassezia sympodialis ATCC 42132 is the source of this 1452-nucleotide messenger RNA. RefSeq lists its product as uncharacterized. The record is from RefSeq and is a predicted model, not a curated record. Gene Ontology annotation, molecular function: palmitoyltransferase activity. Lineage: Eukaryota; Fungi; Basidiomycota; Malasseziomycetes; Malasseziales; Malasseziaceae. The transcript is spliced from 2 exons. The coding region runs from base 1 to 1452 and encodes 483 amino acids.
AUGUGGGCCAUUUCGGCUGCCGUGAGGCAGGGAUUUGUUCGCGUUGAGCGAGCAGGUGAGGCAUUAGUAGGGCAUGUCGGGCCGCUUUUUGUCACCAUCUACGUGGUGCUAAUGGUGAUUCCUGAAGCGCUGCAGAAUCUAGCACAUACGAAAUCACCCAUUCAUAUCCUCUUGGCUCUCCCGGGUGCUCUUGGGACAAGUGUCAUGCAAGAGCCAGCAAGCAUGAUGCAGUGCAUUGCUUCGACAAUCUGCUUUUUGUACAUUGCUCUCAUGAUGAUUUGGUCUUAUUAUAUGGUUUGCACAAUACCUCCUGGUACAGUUAUGGAUGGACUUUCAAAAUCUCAUCCGGAGAAGCGUUUGGGCCCAGGAAGCUCACUAUGGUGGCGCUUGCACUACCAGCAGGUAGCGGCAGCGGCCAACCUGACUCCCUGUAAUACGGGGAGCCCUUUCAUGAAAGAUUGCGGUGCUGUCGAAAACUUUCCGGCUACCAUCGAACAGGAUUUGACGGCUCGAUAUCGAUUUUGCAAAAAAUGCUUGCCAAUUACGAUGGAAACAGCCUUGGCGCUUCUUCCCCCGGAUCUUCGCCUGCGUGAGAAGACUAACCGUCGGGAACACUUUUUGCGAGCUCGACAGGAGCGAGCUAAGCAAAACUCAUAUAAUCACUCUGAAGAUAUUUCAGCCCCUCAAGGUCUCUUUGAUAAUAUCGACGACGAAGGUCAAGCAGAGAUCAGUGCAUGGUUGGGACCAGAGGAAGCUCAUCAAAUUGUUCUUCCUCCCAAACCGGAGCGCUCGCAUCAUUGUCGUACCUGCAAGACAUGUGUGUUAAAAUAUGAUCAUCAUUGCCCUUGGAUCAACCAAUGCGUAGGCCUAGGGAAUGAGCGCUAUUUUAUUUUGUUUAUGCUUUGGUUUGGCCUUGGCACGAUGAUCUUCUCCUACAUGGGCUGGGGUCUUGCGUACCAAGCGUUUCGUCACCCAAAGACCUGGUCCUCGAUGCUCGUGCAUCGCAUUUUGUAUUUGGCUAUUUGGGCAAAGGCGCUUGUCAUGGGCUUGGCCGUCAUUGUGUUCGCGAUGUGGCAUUUGCGUAUGAUUGCCCGUGGAGAAACUUCGGUUGAAAACCAAGAUAAUGGUGCGUAUAUAUAUAUACUGAUCGAAGCCCACUAUGCUCGCAGUGCAAAAAAACGGAACGAGGUAAAUACGGGAGACUCACAUCAGACCUUUGUCAAUAUGUAUUCUCUGGGAUGGCUUCGCAAUUUUCAAGUCUUUUUCAAUGUCGGGCCUGGGAUGGCGCAUAAAUAUUAUACCCUGCUGCUUCCAGUAAAAAUUGAGCCGUACUCUGAUGGUUGGCAUUGGGCCAAGCGUCAGGGUUUGAAUGGCGUUCAUGGCGGCGUUGCUCCCGAGGAAGAAUUCACCGAUGAUGAGGGAGAACCAGCAGAGGCUUCCCCAGUUUCUUAG